Messenger RNA from Trichoderma harzianum CBS 226.95, 940 nucleotides. RefSeq lists its product as hypothetical. The coding region runs from base 381 to 629 and encodes 82 amino acids. The record is from RefSeq and is a predicted model, not a curated record. The transcript has a single exon. Lineage: Eukaryota; Fungi; Ascomycota; Sordariomycetes; Hypocreales; Hypocreaceae.
UCUGUAGCGUUGAUAGAGCUACAUGGGCAUCAGACAAUGAUGACGUGCCUCAAAAUUGGCGAUAACUCAAUCGGUAUAUCCCAAUUGCAACGAGAACUAGAUGCAAAAGAGGCAGGUAGUCUUCGAAUUUGCAUUGGUAUUCCUUGUCGGAGGAGUGGCAGCAAGUGUUUAGCAUGUGAUUGGCGUCAGGGUACGGAAUCGGGAGUCUCAGGGUCGUGCAAUUGCAUGUGCUUGGCAUGGGGCGCAGCUCGUCGAGGGGUAACGACAAGUUAUGAAACGAGAAGGGACAAAAGAAUUCUCGAAUCACGGUGAAUUUUUUAUCAAAAGGGACUUAACAAAUCAUUGCUGCUAUAGAGUUGAAAUCACUCAGAUCUACCACCAUGAAGAAGCAAAACAACAUGGAAAUGGAAUCGAAAAGAGGGCGCUUUUGGGGGAAGCUAGACGCAGGGGCCGGCACUUCGGCCCCGAGAAUCUGGGGCAAGAUCCUUGCUCCAAAUCCUAGCGCUGUAACAGGCGUGGUGGCUUUUUUUCCAAUUUUAAUUGCACGCGCCGCGCAUGUGAUCCCUCAUCUCAACAAUGACAUUUCAAAACGCAACUCGACGGGAGAAAUCGUACCACACGUCGAUUAGAAUAAAGGCCCCAAGCGGCGAAUCGAUUUGAAGCCGCCGUGCUACAUCUCUUUUUGCUUCUUCUUUGUUUUUUAUAUGUCGUGCUUCAUUCACAUCGAUUGAUUCUCGAGCUGCGGUUCCGUCAUCGCUGGCAUUCACAUUCACAUGUGCUUAUCGCAUCACACAUGACCCGCGCAAAAUGUCAUCCUCACCAAGCCAAACCUCCGGCUCUGGCGACGCCAGCAAGGCCACGCCCUCAGGGCAAGCAGUAAACGCAGACGACAAGCCGCGGCUCACAGAAGAGGAGAAGAAGCAGAACCACAUUGCAUCAG